GAUUCUUUAGACCGGGAGCCAAUAAUCUCUCUCUCUUCGUGUCUCUCCCAAAUCCUAAGCGCAGAGGAGCCUGUUAACCCCAGCAACCCUAAUUAGACUUUAAUCUGAGCAAAUCUUUUUUUUUUUUUUUUGUUUCUUUUUGAAAUGGGUUAUUUUAGCUUUACCCUCUGUUACAUUUUAUAAUCAAUCAUGUUCUUCAGGCUAAGCUUAAAUUUUUUAACUUUAGGGUUUUAGGUUGGGUGGGUUUGUGCGAGAUUGAAUCUUCGGGGAGUUUUUUUUUUUUUUUUUUUUUUUCAAGUGUUUUAGAUGCUAAUGCUAAAAUUGUAUCUGAGCAUUAGGGUUGGGAUCGUCGAAGGGUUCGUAAAGGCAUAGGUGUGAAGCAUUUGCAAAAUUGAAUCUCUGGGUAGGGUUUUGUAGUGUGUGUUCAAUGCUAAUGCUAAAAUUGCAUCUGGGCUGAACUAAUUUCGUAUAUCAGAUAAUUGAUUAGGGGAAAUAGAAAGAGCUAUGUAUGGAAGAGCUGGUCUUGAUCGGUUCAAGAAAGCUCAAUCCUUGGAACCAUUCUCAGUGGCUCCCAACAAUUCAGCUCCCAAAACCAAUACCCAGUUGGCCCCAAAGGCCUCACAGCAGCACCAGGAAGUCCAUGUUUCUCAAGAGGUGGGGCAGACCCAGCCGGUGACUCAGGUGGGAGGUGGUCAAUCGACUUGGCAACCUCCCGAGUGGGCCAUUGAGCCUCGGCCGGGGGUUUACUAUCUUGAGGUCUUGAAGGACGGAGAGGUUCUCGAUAAGAUCAUUCUCGAUAGGCGAAGAAACAUCUUUGGGAGACAGUUUCCAACUUGUGAUUUUGUGCUUGAACAUAACUCAGUUUCACGCCAGCACGCUGCGGUCAUUCCUCACAAGAAUGGAAGCAUUUAUGUGAUGGAUUUGGGAUCUGCUCAUGGUACCUUUGUUGCAAACGAACGAUUGACUAAAGACAGCCCUGUUGAACUUGAAGUUGGGCAAUCUUUGCGGUUUGCAGCAUCAACAAGAACUUAUAUCUUGAGAAAGAAUGAAGCAGCUCUUUUUCCUCGGCCUCCUCUGCCUGCAGAGAUUGAUUUGCAGCCACCUCCUGAUCCGUCUGAUGAAGAAGCUGUUGUGGCUUAUAACACACUUGUAAAUCGUUAUGGUCUGAGCAAACCUGACCGAGUGCCUAAAUUGACCGAGUCUGGUCGCUCUAAAGGUGGAAGAGAUAACAGCCAGCAGUCAGAGAGGCUUGCUAAGAGACUAAAAAAGCUAAGAGUGUCCUUCAGGGAUCAAUUUGGGGGAGAGUUGGUCGAAGUUGUUGGGGUUUCAGAUGGUGCGGAUGUAGAAACAGAACCUGGUCCAUUAGGUGUCAAAGAAGGAAGUCUUGUUGGGAAAUACGAGCACCUUGUACAGGUUACAGUGAUACCCAAAGGAAAGCAGCAGUCCUCUGCGAAGGAAGACACUACUACUUCCCAAAAAGGUGUGACUGAUAAACUGCAGGAAGUCUUAAACAGGGUCAAAACCACUCCAAAAAGUGGGAUUUAUGAUGAUCUCUAUGGGGAAUCAUUUUCUGUCAAAGUGGGUUCUUCCUGGGCAUACCCUGAUGGUAAACCGGCUUAUCCAACAAAAGACACCCAUGGGAAGAUGUCGAGUGGAAACUCAAGUAAUGUUGAUGAUGUGAGUGAUGAUGAUUUAUUUGGUGACUAGCUGAAGUGAACAGAAUAGGAUGUGGAAGGAUUUGUGUUAUCGUCCUGUUUUGUGGGCUUUUGAUAAUAUGAUUGAGAGUUGAGAAGCAGCAGUCCUUUUUGGAAAUUUUGUGAGCUUCCUUUGUAAUGGGCCGAUAUUAUAUGUUGUAAUACAUCAACAAUUUUUAGUUGUAA
Messenger RNA from Corylus avellana, 1880 nucleotides. RefSeq names its product SMAD/FHA domain-containing protein. The record is from RefSeq and is a predicted model, not a curated record. NCBI's taxonomy places the organism in Eukaryota, Viridiplantae, Streptophyta, Magnoliopsida, Fagales, Betulaceae. Gene Ontology annotation, molecular function: protein binding.